AUGGCACCUAUCCAGCGUAUUUUUGCCAGCGCUCUCGCGAGGAAUUCGCACCUCACCAGCCCGCUCGGAGCGCGCUUCCUGUCCCAGGUGCCGAGCUUCCAGAGAUUCGACGCCAGGCAGCAGCCAAGGCCCACAGCCGCGCAGCUCCCCAAAUCGUUGUACAUCCACCAGAACGGCGUGCAGAAUGCUCUGCUCACGAACUUCGCAAACAGGGGCCACAUGGCGAGUCUCGCGCCAUUCAACAACAAGUUCGGCGCUAGGUACGACGGAGGUAUCGCCACGCUGGGUGCCGCUGUUGCACUGAUGUCUGUUGGAGGAGUCGCUCAGGGUAUUGGAAACCUGUUCGCAGCACUGGUUUCUGGCACGGCCCGCAACCCGUCUAUCAAGGAGGACCUGUUCACGUACACCCUCAUCGGUAUGGGUUUCCUCGAGUUCCUCGGCAUCGUGUGUGUCCUCAUGAGCGCUAUCAUGAUGUACUCGUAA
This is a messenger RNA of Babesia ovata, 483 nucleotides long. Its product is annotated as ATP synthase subunit. Gene Ontology annotation, biological process: proton motive force-driven ATP synthesis; proton transmembrane transport. Gene Ontology annotation, molecular function: proton transmembrane transporter activity. Lineage: Eukaryota; Apicomplexa; Aconoidasida; Piroplasmida; Babesiidae. The coding region runs from base 1 to 483 and encodes 160 amino acids. The record is from RefSeq and is a predicted model, not a curated record. The transcript has 2 exons.